Candida tropicalis MYA-3404 is the source of this 1350-nucleotide messenger RNA. RefSeq names its product dolichyl-diphosphooligosaccharide-protein glycotransferase (gene WBP1). Lineage: Eukaryota; Fungi; Ascomycota; Pichiomycetes; Serinales; Debaryomycetaceae. The record is from RefSeq and is a predicted model, not a curated record. Gene Ontology annotation, cellular component: endoplasmic reticulum membrane; oligosaccharyltransferase complex. The transcript has a single exon. The coding region runs from base 1 to 1350 and encodes 449 amino acids.
AUGUUUAAACAAUUUUACAUCUUUCUAACAUGUUUAUUAUUAACAAUUGUUAAUGCUAAAUCUUUUUUGGAUUCUGAAAAUGUUUUAGUUUUAUAUGAUUCUGAAUUGAUUCAUUUGAACGAUUCUACAUCCUUGAGUAAACCAAUUGAUGAAUUUAUGAAUUAUUUAAAUGAUAAAUUUACAGUUACUAUUUCAACUUAUAAUAAUAAUGAAGAUGAACAAGGAGAAGAAAUUGAAUUAUUUUAUCAAGAUUUUCCAAAAUUUCAACAUAUUGUAUUUUUCCCAUCAAGUAAAAAAGCAAUUAAACUUAAAGAAGUUUUAAAUCAACAUAAUUUAUUAAGAUUUCUUAAUGAAGAUGGUAAUAUUUUAGUUGUUGGUGGAUCAAUUGGUGUUUUACCUGAUGGAAUUAGAGGAUUUUUAAAUGAAGUUGGUAUUUAUCCAUCACCUAAAAAUUAUAAAUAUUUUGAUCAUUUUAAUUCAAAUAAAAAUGGAAAUGUUGAAUUAAUUAAAGAAAAUAUCAUCAAUUCUAGAUUAAUUUCCAAUGAAGAUUUAUUAAUUGGUAAAGAAUAUGACGGUAAUGCUGCUUUAAUUUCAAAUAAUGAAUAUGUUUUCCCAAUUGUUGGAUCUUCAUCCACUGGUUAUACUAAUAAAAUUGGUGAAUCAUCAAUGGAUGGUGAAACUACUUGGACUUUUGGUGAACAAGGUUAUUUAUCAGUUGGAUUCCAAGCAUUAAAUAAUGCUAGAUUAGUUUGGUUGGGCUCUUCUUCAUUAUUGAAUGUUCCAGAUUUAUAUAAAUGGUGUUUCCAAAAACAAGGUAAAUUAAAAUUACAAUUUGUACAACAUGUUAAAGAAAUUGAACCAACUAAACCAAAUCCUCAAUUGUAUAGAAUUAAGGAUCAAGCUAUUUAUACUAUUGGAGUUUCUGAAUUGGUUGAUGAUAAAUGGGUUCCAUUUAAAGUUGAAAAUGAUGAUGAUCAAUUGCAAUUAUCUUUUAAAAUGUUGGAUCCUUAUCAAAGAUUGAAUUUAAGACCAUUGGGUGAAGUUAGUUCCAAUGAAUCUGAUUCUACUCAAUUAGAUACUUAUGCAUAUUAUGCCAAUUUUACUAUUCCUGACCAUCAUGGUAUGUUUACAUUUGAAUUGGAUUAUAAAAGAGUUGGAUUAUCUUAUUUAUCUGAUAAACGAGUUGUUACUGUUAGACAUUUAGCUAAUGAUGAGUUCAAAAGGUCUUGGGAUAUAACCAAUUCUUGGUUAUAUAUUGCAAGUACUACUUUAGUUAUCAUUGCUUGGUUGAUGUUUGUUGUUUCCUAUAUUUAUGUUGGUAAACCAAAUCUUACAAAGAAAGAUCAAUAA